Molecule: messenger RNA, 1224 nt
Organism: Mycotypha africana
Lineage: Eukaryota; Fungi; Mucoromycota; Mucoromycetes; Mucorales; Mycotyphaceae
Exons: 3
Coding region: 99-1175 (358 amino acids)
Source: RefSeq, a predicted model, not a curated record
UUUGAAAAAAGAAUAAAUUUUAGUCGCUGUACAACAACUCGGUUCUCCUCUUUCCAAUACCUUGAUUCGAAUAUCUCACUUUUUUCUUUUAAUCAAUAAUGGAAUUCGAUGAAGUCAAUAGAUUUUUACAACAUAAGAAACAAAUAAGGAAUCUUAACCAUACAGAAGAUGAAGUGCUCAAUACUUAUCUUUAUCACCAGCCUCUACUGUAUAAUUUACCAUCUACUUCUGCUACCGCUUCUACGACAAACUUCGAUGCCAAAGAAAACAAAAGUAAACCAACAGUUACGAGAAAACCUACUUUAUCAGAUUUCGUACAUAAAGUGAAACAUCAAUCAAGUAUGGCAAAAUUUGCAAGGGACUAUAAGCGUUUGCUGGGUGAGGAGAAAGACAAUCAUCCAGCUGAAAACAAUGCUGAUGUGCGUAUUAUUGACUCCAUCAAUAUCCGGCACGUGAAUACACAGCCAAAGAUUGAUAUUGAUAUAGUCAAGUGUACUGACGAGCAGCAAAAUGAAAUCAAGAAGAAAGAAUUAAAGAAGGUACACAUCAAUGAAGAUGCAAAUCAACAACAACUUAUAGGCUCUCUUACACCAAUUGAUAGCAGCGACUUAAUGUUUAUGGUGAGUAACAAAGAUUUUGUUAACGACAUCAAUGAAUUUGGCCGUAAGGAUGGUAGCAGUCAACCAUUUAUCGUAUUUGACACAGCCAUUCAACAAACAAAACACUACAUCGAGCGACUACAGGACCAAAUUGAAAAGGAACUGUCCAAUAUUCGGUUAUAUCGAGAAUCCAUACUUCAUUAUUCAAAUAGUUUGAAUGUCUUAUAUCAGGAAAACUUAUCAGAGCAACUCUAUGAUCAGACGCUUUUACAGCAAGCGGCACCUUUGUUACAGGAAAUGAGAGAUAUUCGAGAAAAGAUAAUUACUGAAAAUACUCUCAAGAUCCAAUUAUACAGAAAAUGUAACGAAUCAAGUUUAGCGCGGUUCGAGAGGAGAUAUUAUAACAACAGUAACAGCAAGAAACAAAUUGAUUUGGAAGAACGAUUUAGAGAAUUAGACACGAGGAUUAAGCUAGCUUAUAAAAGGCACGAAAUAUGGUCCGGAAUAAGAGAUUGGGGCCUUUUCUCAAUUCUGUUGGUGACAUUCAUUCUUGCAGGCUUUCUUGCAUGGCAAUAAUUUUAUUUCGAAAAAUAAAAAAUGAUAUAAAUAUAUAGUUUGUAGUAUA